This is a messenger RNA of Chaetura pelagica (chimney swift), 1227 nucleotides long. RefSeq names its product keratin, type I cytoskeletal 23-like. The record is from RefSeq and is a predicted model, not a curated record. Bases 1 to 1227 code for a protein of 408 amino acids. Lineage: Eukaryota; Metazoa; Chordata; Aves; Apodiformes; Apodidae. Gene Ontology annotation, molecular function: structural molecule activity. The transcript has 7 exons.
AUGAGCAUCAGCCAAGGCCCUUUUCAGAUUUUUUCUGGGUCCCUCAGGGGUAGUUCAGGGUGUGGUUUGGCCCAGCAAGGAACUUCUUGCAGACCUUCAAGUGCAGAUGGUGGUGCCAGCAGCACACAUACCUCUCUCCCCUCUGCCAGACCCCUCUGGCUGGCUGCUGGAGGAGGGGCACCUUGGGGAGGCUUCGGUGAGCACCAUGGGGAAAGCAUCUUCCUGGGUGGGAAUGAGAAACAGACUAUGCAAAAUCUGAAUGACCGUUUGGCUGCUUAUCUGGACAAGGUCCGUUCCUUGGAGGCAGCCAAUGCUCAGCUGGAAAGCUGCAUCCGAGAGUGGCACAAGACAAAGUCUCAUGGAAAGAGGCAUGACUUCAACCAGUACGAGCAAAACGUCACUGACAUGCAAAGACAGAUUGAGGAUGGCAAGAUCACCAAUGCCAGUAUCCUUUUACAAAUUGAUAACGCUAACAUGGCAUCAGAAGACUUCAGGCUCAAGUAUGAAGCAGAGAAGUCUCGCAGGCAGGGAGUGCAGCUUGAUGUUGAGAACCUGCGUAAGGAACUCGACGGCCUGACCAUUAUCACAACAGAUCUGGAAAUGGAAAUUGAAGGCUUGAGAGAAGAGCACAUCCUCAGGAGGAAAGACCAUGAGGAGGAUAUGGAAGCAAAUCGCUCAUCACAAGACUUCAAAGUUAAUGUAAAAGUAAACGCAGCACCUCCCGAGGACCUGGCCAAGAUUCUAGCAGGAAUAAGAGAGGAUUAUGAAGCCAUAAUUGAAAAGAAUCGUCAAAGCCUUGACAGUUGGUACAAAGAACAGAGCACAGCCACAUCUCUUGCAGCAGCCCCCAACCCAGAACAGAUCCAGCGCAACGAGAACGAGAUCAAGGAUCUCAGACGCACUUUACAGUCCCUGGACAUCGAGCUGCAGGCACAGAUGAGUAAGAAACACAUGCUGGAAGACACCCUGGCUGACGCUCGGAAUUACUACGCUGUUGCACUUCAAAAUAUGCAGCAGAUCAUCUCCAAAUGUGAGGAAGAGCUAAGCCAGGUUCGUCAUGACAUUAAGCAGCAAAACAACCAAUACAAGGUUCUUCUUGGGAUCAAAACUCGCCUGGAGAAGGAAAUUUCCACUUACCGCCUGCUGCUGGAGGGGAAUGUUGACAGGGUAGCACAAAAAUCUGAAUCAACAGCCAAAGGUAAAAGUCCCUUUUUUUGUCCUCUAUAG